Messenger RNA from Miscanthus lutarioriparius, 1203 nucleotides. Lineage: Eukaryota; Viridiplantae; Streptophyta; Magnoliopsida; Poales; Poaceae. The record is from the annotation of a GenBank genome assembly.
AUGGAGCCAGAAAGAGGCCUAAUCGCGUAUGAAGAGCCGGCUCCAGAGUCGACGGACCUGCUCUCGAGCGCGUGGUGCAGCUCGGCUAUCCAAGUUCAUCACACAGGACCCAAGGAGUGCUCGAUGGCACUGGUGGAGCACCCGGUCAUGGCGCUCGGUAACGACAGGAAUGACAUGCUGGCAAAGAGCGAUCGUAGCCUGGUGGUUGACAACAGCAGUUUCAGCACGACCCAGUGGAAAUAUGAUGAUCUGAAGUCAUGGAUUUGGCUGCAGAAGGCAAUUCAUCCCGAACUGGACUAUGAUCUCUGCCUCAAGAAGAAAUGGCUCCCGCGCAAGAUGGCGCCGUGGAACGGGAUCUCGCUCAAGAAGUGGGUCAAGGAGCGGAAGCAGAAGCGCAAGGAGGAAGCGCGGCUGCAGCGGGCCGAGGUCCAUGCCGCCGUGUCCGUGGCCGGCGUCGCGGCCGCGCUCGCCGCCAUCGCCGCGGAGAACGCCGCGCGGCCCCGCGCGCCCGGGAUGAGGGAGACGGCGGUGGCGUCCGCGGCCGCGCUCAUCGCGGCGCAGUGCGCCAAGGUGGCCGAGGCCGCGGGCGCCUCGCGCGACCAGGUCGCGGCGGCCGUCGACGCCGCCAGGGCCUCCACGGACGCCAGCAGCGUCAUCACGCUCACCGCGGCCGCCGCCACCUCACUGCGUGGCGCUGCGACGCUGAGAGGACGGCGCAGCGCCAGCGGCGGCGGGCACGGCCAGCACGAGAGGGCGGAGCACUCGGGGUCGUCGCUGUCGCAGGACGACCUCGAUUUCGACUUCAACCACGCGAGGUCCAGGGCGGCGCUGGCCAAGGGCGACGAGAUGUUCGUUGCGAUGCCGGACGGGAAGUGGAAGCUCCACACGGUGUCGGCGGCGUCGAACAAGCGCGGCGAGAUCGUGCUGCGGAUCAAGAAGACAAACCUCGUCAUGGCCUUCUCCCACGCAAAAGAAAGCGUGAUCCGCGACGUGCGGCCGUGCGCCCCGGAGAAGCCGAGCCACGAGGCGGGCGCGACAUACCCGGUGGAGGUCUCCACGAACAAGGGCAAGGUGGAGCUCCGCGCGGACGACUACGGCGUGUACAAGCGGUGGGUCGCGACGCUGAGCCACAUGCUCGUGAUGUCCACCGCGGUCUCCGUCUCCACCAGGCACGACCCGCCGCGGCCGGCGCGCCGGGACUGA